Messenger RNA from Brienomyrus brachyistius, 1337 nucleotides. RefSeq names its product cyclin D3 (gene ccnd3). Gene Ontology annotation, cellular component: nucleus; cyclin-dependent protein kinase holoenzyme complex; cytoplasm. The record is from RefSeq and is a predicted model, not a curated record. The transcript is spliced from 6 exons. Gene Ontology annotation, molecular function: cyclin-dependent protein serine/threonine kinase regulator activity. NCBI's taxonomy places the organism in Eukaryota, Metazoa, Chordata, Actinopteri, Osteoglossiformes, Mormyridae. Gene Ontology annotation, biological process: positive regulation of G1/S transition of mitotic cell cycle; mitotic cell cycle phase transition; regulation of cyclin-dependent protein serine/threonine kinase activity. Bases 261 to 1193 code for a protein of 310 amino acids.
UACAGUACUAUUCACUUUCUGUGAUGUACUGAAGUCCUUUCAACGCUCCAUAUUUUUCAAAAAUAUUAUUUUACCAAUAUGCUAAUCCACAUCGUCCUUAAUACAGAGAUUUUUCGAAAGGAUAGUAUUUUCACUUGAAGCAUGUAACAAAUGCUUAUUGUUCACAUCUAUGUUGUCGCAUGUUUUGAAAUGAAUAUGCAGAUAUGAAUUAUGAUUAGGCGUGAUCACCGACGACUACCGAUUACAAAACCACGAUUAAUAUGAAUUUAAUGUGCCUGGAAGACGAUCAGUUUCCGAACUGGCCGGCGGCCCCGCUGUGCUGUGCCUUUCGGGCAAGCUGUGACCCGGCCGUGGCUGAGGACAGCAGGGCGCUGAGUAACCUGCUGGCUCUGGAGAAGCGGCACUGGACCGCCGGCACCGGCUCCUACUUCGGCCGCGUCCAGACUGAUGUUCAGCCGCACAUGCGGAGGACGCUGACGGCGUGGAUGUUCCAGGUUUGUGAGGAGCAGAAGUGUGAGGAUGAGGUGUUUCCCUUGUCAGUCAACUUCCUGGAUCGGUACUUGGCUGCUUUUCCAUUAAAGAAGACUCACCUGCAGCUCCUGGGCACAGUUUGCUUGUUUUUGGCUUCCAAGCUUCGUGAGACAGUCCCCCUGAGUGCCACCAAGCUGUGCAUCUACACCGACUAUAGCAUCAAGGUGUCGGAGAUUCUGAAAUGGGAGCUCAUAGUUGUAUCCCAGCUGAACUGGGACCUCGCCUCUGUGCUGCCCUCUGAUUUCCUGGAGCAGAUUUUACACCAAUUAUCGGCUGUUCCUCUCAACAGCAGCAUUCUACAUAAACACAUCCAUUCCUACAUCGCUCUGACAACUAUUGAGUACACGUUUUCCAUAUACCUGCCAUCCACAAUUGCGGGUGCCAGCAUAAUGGCUGCUUUUCACCGGGUAAAGUUUCUAGAAGAAUCUUUCACUUGGGAUUGGCUUAUAGGACGCCUCAGCAGUGUCUUGUGCAGUGAUCUGGGCUCUCUCUACUCCUGCUUCUUGAAGCUGGAGAACAUGUUGGCCUUCUGCUUGCCACCAUCCAUGACACUCUCAAACACCUCCAUGCCUGCUUGUGUGCGAGACGUCCAGCUGACGUCAGCUGUGUCGGGUCCUGGUGGAGAGGAGGCAGGGUGCUUUUCGGGGCCUGAGAAUCCCUGAGUUUAGGGGAAACCGAAAUGAAAUAUAAAGAAAAAUGUUACUCAAAAAUUCAAUGACCUUUGGGUUUUAUUUUUCUUAAGGAUUUUUAAAAGAAAUCAGUUGUAUUUUAUUAUAUUGAUAUGUGUUAUGGGUUAAUUGUAACUG